AUGGAUCCUUCAACUUCAGACUCCAUCCGCCCUGCUACCCUUUCUGCCCGUCCGCUCUCCAGCCGCAGCGUUGCCGAGUACCGGUUGCCGGCCGCCACGCAGACGCACGAGUUCGCUCGCGUGCCUGGCUCCAAAUUUGUGCUAUUGUCGCAGAUGUCCGACAGCGAGCUCAUCAAGAUCGAGCUGGACCCGACCAGCGAGGAGCCCAUCGCGUUGCAGUCGUUCCCCAUUGGGGAGAGCAGCGCGUCCGGGCUCCAUGGCGUCUGGCCGUCCAAGAAGUAUCCUGGCAUGAUGUGGCUGACGCUGCAGUCCGAGAACAAGCUGUUGCUCGUCGAACCCGGCCCGGAUCUCUCGACGGCCCCAUCCAUUAUCCAGACGAUCGACGUUCCAGAGCCAGGGAACGGCCCGCAUUGCAUAUUCGAGAUUGGCAACCGUGUAUGGUCCGGGCUUAAAGUCGCAUCCAGGCAGACGGGGGAAUACUACGUAUUCUCAGCAGAUAUCGAUAAUGCAGCCGACAGAGUCUUGUACCCGUGCCUCAACAGCCCCGUAUUCAUUCAGGAGGAGCCAACUACGCGACUUAUCUAUGUCACACAGGACGUCGCAUCGUCCAUCAUGCGCAUUAAUGUCACCAGCGGCGAGACGACACAGCUGCCGAUCCCUCCCGACGUCGGCAGCACACCCGUCGGCAUGACCACGGUGUCGGGUCCCCUGAUGGGCUUGUGGUUCACCCUCGCUGGCAACGCAGCCGGCGGCUCCGGGUCCUUUGGCCGUAUCGAACCCACGGGCGAGCUACAAUUCUUCCAGCUCCGGGAGCCGAUGCUCGGGGCCAACGCCGGCCUUCUCCACAUCGCCGACGCUUCGACCAUCGACAGCGGUCCGGCGCUGUGGCUCCUGUCGUCGUCGCUGCUCAGCUCUAAUUCGGCCGACGCGCUGAUUCGCGUCACGUUCGACCAGGCCGUCACGGCCGUCGCCGGCGAAGAGUACAUCUCCAUGCCGACGCAAAACGCCCAGGUGCAUCGCGUCGUGACCCUGGAUGCCACGGUGCUCGUGUCCGAGCUGAGGACGUUCACCCUCGCCCAGCUCACGUACAAGAAUACGGUUGCUGGGAAGUGGGUGCCGGCGGAGUGA
Chaetomium globosum CBS 148.51 is the source of this 1128-nucleotide messenger RNA. RefSeq lists its product as uncharacterized. Lineage: Eukaryota; Fungi; Ascomycota; Sordariomycetes; Sordariales; Chaetomiaceae. The record is from RefSeq and is a predicted model, not a curated record. The transcript is spliced from 2 exons. Gene Ontology annotation, molecular function: protein binding. The coding region runs from base 1 to 1128 and encodes 375 amino acids.